AUGGUGAAGUCACUUUUGAAUCUGUGUCUUUCGGCAGUCUGCCAACAUGAACUAAACAGUGAGCUCAGCUUCAUUCCAGUCGAAUGUCGGCAGAAACUUCUCGAAUUCUUCUGCAGUCAUGACCAGGUGAGUCACAACUUUUCGAGUUUUGACUUUUUGACUUUCUGACCUCCAACCAUCCAGACAAGUGGGAAAACCUUUACCCCAAAGUUGUUCUCACAUCAUUUUUGCUUUGUUUGCCUGUCUGGCUCACUGAUUAUCCCCCACACACCGACAAAGAUCAGAGAUAAAUCACAAAUGAACCUGACUGUUUGCCUUUCAGCUCUCCGCUUCUGACUGCUCCAGCCUCGUUUGCUCCAAGUACUUUGGCUGCAAUAUUCCGUCGCUGACGUUCUAUCUGUCCACAGAACUCACCGACGACAUGCUCCAUCAACUGACGAACAACAAUAAAUACGUGGAGAAGAUCACGUUGGUCGACUGUCCGAACGUCAGUGAUUCCGGCGCGCAGGCCGUGACCACGGGACAGAUUCUGCUGAGACAACUCGAAUUGAGGGCCAUGCAUCAGUUGACCGACGAGUGUCUCGACAGCGUCUACAGUCCCUUCUUGUACUCUGUCGAUCUCUCCGGAUGCGGAAAGGUAACCAAUUGCAACUUUAGAUAUAUAAAGUGACCGGACAAAGAAAGAAAGAUUUGGAGCUAGCUUUUUAUUAAAUAAGAAUGAUAAGAGUAAUGAUGAUGAUAAAACUUCAGAUCACAAGCCGUGGAAUCCGUACCCUGCUCACUAAGAAUCCUACAAUCGGAUGUCUGUACUUGAACCACUGCAGAUCCCUCGAUGACCAAGUGCUCUAUGACAUUGCUCACUACGUCGGAGACCGUCUUCAUGUACACAGCACUUCUUCUCGCUCUUCCGCUCACCGUAACCUCUUUCAGGUGCUCGAACUAGACUUUCCGACCUCCCUCACGGACCCCGCUGCUGCCAUGCACUACUUGUCCUCCCAGUGUGCGAACCUCUCGCAGCUGUCCCUUGCCCGCUUCUUCCACGAGGUCUGUCAUUUGACACUCCGGCCCUUUCCUUUAUCAGAGAACAUUCAGAACCUGGAGGACGUCGAAAACACCGAGAGAUUUGUGAUUGACGGGGGGAAUCUGAAAACGUUGGAUUUGUACGGAAACUAUUUUUCUCUGUUCCCUGAACUUCCUCUGACUGUCCAGUCGAUCAGAUUGUCCGUUUCUGGAGAUGAGGACUCGCAACAACUGCUCUCCACUCUCAUGGAUCAGCCUCAUUUGAGCAGCAUCAAUCUGAUUGUCUCCAUCAGAGAAGCGAACAUUGUAAGAAAGGAACUACACGGUUCAAGACGAAACAGAUUCAAUUUCAGCAAGCGGUGGACAAUGCGAACUCGCUGAUCUGUGCGAUAAUCCCUCGUCUCGGCCCGAAGAUCAUCAAACUGCAGAUAUCAGUGCCCCGUCUUUUCGAUGAAGCCCUCCAUCUGGUCACCGAAUGCCUUCCAAAUCUCACGCAUCUCUCGCUGGAGGUCAAUCAUCUUAACACGAACAUUCUCCAGAAAUACUUUGCGGGCGGCUCUAAAUCCAGUGCUUCCAAGUUGAAAUGUCUCAAGAUCUGUCGGAUGAGAAUGACCUACCGAGUGCUGUUCGCGAUUGCUCGUGGAGCCCGUAAUCUGACAGACCUGGAAACCUCUCACAUGUCCUCCGUCGACGACAGAUUCCUCUGUUUGCUGGGCGGAAACUGUCGGCAGUUGAGAUGCUUGAACAUCAACGGCUGCCGACUGAUCAGUGACAAGGGAUUGGCUGUGCUAGCGAAGUGAGUUGUGCAAGCGAUACUGUAGUUGUAGACGUGUGCAUUCAGACGCUGUCCGCUCCGAGAAGUCCGUAUCCGUGGCACCGCGUGCACAGACAAGUCCAUCUACACACUGGCCCAGUUCUGUCCGGAACUCGAAUGGAUCUCCUACGCCGACUACUCAGGCCGUCCCAAGUUCUCCGAUGCUGCACUCCAAUGUCUCCGUGAUUCGUGUAUUCAGAAGGUGAUUUGCUGA
This is a messenger RNA of Caenorhabditis sp. 36 PRJEB53466, 2048 nucleotides long. The record is from the annotation of a GenBank genome assembly. Lineage: Eukaryota; Metazoa; Nematoda; Chromadorea; Rhabditida; Rhabditidae.